CACUCAUUCAAAACACCUCAGUGCACUCAGGGAAGUAAGUACUGUAACUGACCGUGUCCAAGCAAGAUCCGCAUGUAAAGCUGCAUUAUUUUAAUUAGUCGCUUGAAACGGGAGAGCAGGCCGAGGGGAGAGUCAUGUCUGUGCUCAGAGCUGGAAGCACACUGCUGCUGCUGCUGCUGUUUGGACAAUCACUCAGUGCUCCUCGUUCAUUCAGCAUCGAUUACCAGGAUGACUGCUUUCGGAAAGAUGGGGAAAAGUUUCGUUACAUAUCAGGAAGCAUCCAUUACAGCAGGAUCCCCAGAGUCUACUGGAAAGAUCGACUGCUCAAGAUGUACAUGGCAGGACUGAAUGCCAUCCAGACGUACAUUCCCUGGAACUUCCACGAGGAGUCUCCGGGUCGGUACAGUUUCAGUGGAGACAGGGAUGUGGAACAUUUCCUUCAGCUGGCCAAGGACAUUGGUUUACUGGUCAUCCUUCGGCCGGGACCGUACAUAUGUGCAGAGUGGGACAUGGGUGGGCUGCCUGCCUGGCUUCUCAACAAGCAAGACAUUGUGCUGCGGUCUUCAGAUCCAGAUUACAUUGCAGCAGUAGAUAAGUGGAUGGGGAAGUUGCUGCCUAUGAUAAAGCCUUAUCUGUAUCAGAACAAUGGUCCCAUCAUCUCGGUGCAAGUGGAGAAUGAAUACGGCAGCUACUUCGCUUGUGACUACAACUACCUGCGUCACCUGACCAAGCUAUUCCGGUCUCACCUGGGCGAGCAGGUGGUGCUCUUCACUACAGAUGGGGCUGGGCUGAACUAUCUUAAGUGUGGCUCAAUACAAGAUCUCUACGCCACUGUUGACUUUGGGCCUGGUACAAAUAUCACCGCUGCCUUUGAGGCACAGAGACACGCUGAACCUCAUGGACCUUUGGUGAACUCUGAAUAUUACACCGGCUGGCUGGACCACUGGGGAACACCUCACUCUGUCGUGCCGUCUGCCGCAGUGGCCAAGUCCCUGAAUAAGAUGCUGGCCAUGGGAGCAAACGUCAACCUGUACAUGUUCAUAGGAGGAACAAACUUUGGAUACUGGAAUGGUGCCAAUGAACCAUAUGGCUCACAGCCCACCAGCUACGACUACAAUGCUCCACUCACAGAAGCAGGAGACCUCACAGAGAAGUACUAUGCCAUCCGAGCAGUGAUCAAAAUGCACAGUAAGAUACCAGAGGGACCAAUACCACCAACAACUCCAAAGUAUGCUUACGGGACUGUUGGGAUGAAGAAGCUCCAGACGAUAUCAGAUGCCUUAGAAAAACUGUCUUUCUCCGGCCCAGUCAAAAGCAUGUAUCCUCAGACUUUCAUCCAGCUGAACCAGGCUUUUGCUUAUGUGCUCUACAGGACUACUCUACCUGUGACCUGCAGCACGCCGACUCCACUGUCAUCCCCACUGAACGGAGUCCACGAUAGAGCGUAUGUGUCCGUGGAUGGGGUGUCUGUAGGGAUUCUUGAAAGGAACAAAGCCAUAACUGUAAAUGUGACCGGGAAGGCUGGCAGUCAGGUGGACAUACUGGUGGAGAACAUGGGCCGAAUCAACUAUGGGAAACGGAUCAAUGACUUCAAGGGUUUGGUGUCGAACCUGACUCUGGGGAGAGACACACUCACUGGCUGGACCAUGUAUAGUCUCAGUAUCGAUGAAGCAGUCAGCCAAGGCCUCCUCGGGGAAAAAGAGAGUACACCAACAGAUCCUCCUCAGCCUGCUGCUCUCUCCCUUCCAGCCUUCUAUGGGGGCAGCUUCAUCAUCCCUGAUGGUAUCCCAGACCUUCCUCAGGACACCUACAUCAAACUGCCCAAAUGGAGGAAGGGUCAGGUCUGGAUUAAUGGUUUCAAUCUGGGACGUUACUGGCCAGCUCGAGGCCCUCAGGUGACGCUUUUCGUUCCUGCCAACAUCCUCAGCACAGAAGCACCCAACAACGUGACUGUCCUGGAGCUAGAAGAGGCUCCCUGCAGCUCAGGGCCAUGCACUGUGGAGUUCACCAACACCCCCAUCCUGAAUGCAACAGUCACCUCUCAUCACAAACAGCACUGGGGACUGUUUACUAAAGAGGACUUGUUGUGAUGAUAAGGGAACUCACUGCUGCACAAAAUGAAUUAAUUUGCACUAUUCGCUGAUGUACAGUCCCAAAUUAGCACUUGUUGUGUGAGCUUGAUUCUGAAAAAAGCUGUAUUAUGUGAAAGGUUGAUUAAUAUGGGAUUUGGCAUCAAUGAUUGAAUUUGUCUCUAUGAAAAGUGAAGAAAUGUGUUUUUAAGCAAAUACUAUAUUUUACUGUCCCAUAAACUGUUGGUUUCUCUACCUCACUCAUUCUUCUUCUCUUCAAAAAGGGAUCAUUGCCAAUUAAAGCUCUACCAGUGCACAGCAACCUGUGAAAAAUGCAUCAGGGAAACACAAUGUAUAUUCAUGAAAAAACAUGGAUACAUUGUGGGACUGCUGAUUUGUAGCUUAUAUUCAUUUUAAAAUUACAUUGCAUACAACCUGUAUGAUUUUAGUGCCUGUUAAGUGUGUGCCUUUCAUUACAAAAAAUAAAAAUCGAGAAAUACUUG
Messenger RNA from Seriola dumerili (greater amberjack), 2572 nucleotides. RefSeq names its product galactosidase beta 1 (gene glb1). Gene Ontology annotation, molecular function: beta-galactosidase activity. Gene Ontology annotation, biological process: carbohydrate metabolic process. The transcript is spliced from 16 exons. Gene Ontology annotation, cellular component: vacuole. Bases 135 to 2090 code for a protein of 651 amino acids. Lineage: Eukaryota; Metazoa; Chordata; Actinopteri; Carangiformes; Carangidae. The record is from RefSeq and is a predicted model, not a curated record.